CCUUGUUAGAUUCUAGUUGAGGAACUAGAACUAGAGAAGCAGUUCGGUGAAAAAGACAACGAAGUUGAGAGAUUUUCUGAAGGACAAAAUGAUUACCUUUGUCUUUUUGCUUCUCCUGGGAAUUCACAGCACUGCUGCUGUGACCCACUCCCUGAAGUAUUUCUACACGGCUUCGUCUAACGUCCAAAACUUCCCAGAGUUUGUAGCUGUUGGUUUGGUUGAUGAUGUUCAGAUAAUUCACUAUGACAACACCAAGAGAUGUGAGCCUAAACAGGACUGGAUGAAGAACAUCACUGAAGAUGGCUACUGGGAGAGACAGACUCAAUGGCUUUUUGGUACCCAGCAGCUCUUCAAAGCCAGUAUUGAAACUGCAAAGUCACGCUUCAACCAAACUGGAGGUGUCCACAUCUUCCAGAACAUGUACGGCUGUGAGUGGGAUGAUGAGACUGAAGAGGUUACUGGCUAUGACCAGUUUGGCUAUGAUGGGGAAGACUUUGUAUCAUUGAACAUAAAGACAAACGCAUGGAUCGCUCCAAAACAACAGGCUGUCAUUACUACAUAUAAAUGGAACAAUGACAGAGGUUUAAUGAAGAGCCAGAAGAACUACCUGACCCAGAUUUGUCCUGGGUGGCUGAAGAAGUAUGUCGACUAUGGGAGGAGCUCUCUGAUGAGAACAGCAGAUCUUCCAUCAGUCUCCUUCCUCAAGAAGUCUUCCUCGUCUCCAGUCAGCUGCCACGCUACAGGUUUCUACCCCAACAGAACAAAGAUGUUCUGGAGGAAAGAUGGAGAGGAGGUUCAUGAUGGUGUGGUCAAAGGAGAGAUCCUCCCUAACAAUGAUGGGACCUUCCAGAUGAGCGUUGACAUAGAUCUGUCAUCUGUUACACCUGAAGACUGGAACAAGUAUGAAUGUGUGUUUCAGCUCUCUGGAGUCAGAGAUGACGUCCAUAGACUGGAGAAAACAAAGAUCAGAACAGGGCAUGGUCCUUCAGAGUUCCCAACUGGGGCUGUUAUUGGUGGUGUUGGUGGACUCCUUCUUCUGGCAAGCAUCAUUGUGCUUGCCAUCUGGUAUAACAACAACAAUGGCUUUAAGCGGACAAAUAUUUCUGACACCUCAUCUUCUUCUUCAGAUGAUUUAUGUCCCUAGAAAAUCAACAGCAGAAGAUGGGGGCAAUCAGCUAAAUGCACAAAGAAGAAAACAGUCUUUAGCAAAGUCUGUUCUAGGGCUGGACGAUAAUUCAAUAAUAUUAUA
This is a messenger RNA of Fundulus heteroclitus (mummichog), 1249 nucleotides long. Its product is annotated as H-2 class I histocompatibility antigen, Q9 alpha chain. NCBI's taxonomy places the organism in Eukaryota, Metazoa, Chordata, Actinopteri, Cyprinodontiformes, Fundulidae. The record is from RefSeq and is a predicted model, not a curated record. Gene Ontology annotation, cellular component: external side of plasma membrane. Gene Ontology annotation, biological process: immune response. The transcript has 8 exons. Bases 89 to 1144 code for a protein of 351 amino acids.